AUGUUGAGAAAAGGAAAAGAUGGUUUUUGGAGAGUGUUAGAACCAGUGAGAGUUAUUCACAACAACAAGCUCGUAUUAUUGUUCAUCGCAUUAUUCACAACACUUCCACUCUCAUUUCUCUUGUUCACACUCUCCAUCACCACACACACCCUUCGUUCCCAUAUCUAUCACCUCGAAGCCCUCGCUCUUUUCACCUCCACUCUCAUGGAAGCGCGUCACGUCUGGCACGAAUCACGUGACAACGCUGUUUAUCUCCUCCGCAUCAGAGCACUCUUCUUACUCAUUUGCCUCCCUCUCUCCCUCGCCGCCGCCGUUUCAUCCGUCCACACCACAUACAACUUCAUUCAAGGUAAAUCGGUUACUGUUAACUCCGUUGUUACCGCCGUUAAAGAGAAUUGGAAACGCCCGUUCGUCACCGCUAUUUUUGUUUACGUCAUACUUUUCGUAUUCUCAUCCGUGCCACGUGUCAUCUCUUCGGCUUUCACAUCACCUGAAUUGCGAUUCAUUAUUAUGGCGAUCGGGUUUGGUUUCGAGGUUUAUUUGAUGGGGGUCAUGGGUUUGGGCAUGGUGGUUUCCGUCGUUGAGGAAAGAACAGGGUUGGAAGCUAUCACGGUCGGGUCGGAUUUGAUGCGGGGAAAGAGGUUAAUAUUUGGAUGGUUACUUUCGGGUUUAUUCGUUUUGGUUUCGGGUUUUAUGAAUGGGAGAGUGGAAGUGUUGUUGGAGGGUACGAAUUCGGAGAUAAGUGUUUGGGAUGAAACGAUUUUGAUUUGUUCGUAUGGGUUUAUUGUAGUUUUCAGUUAUGUUGUUACUACUGUAUUUUAUUGUUAUAGUAGAGAACAACAACCCGAUUGUAUUUCACUUUUAGAUUAG
Messenger RNA from Medicago truncatula (barrel medic), 870 nucleotides. RefSeq lists its product as uncharacterized. The transcript has a single exon. The coding region runs from base 1 to 870 and encodes 289 amino acids. Lineage: Eukaryota; Viridiplantae; Streptophyta; Magnoliopsida; Fabales; Fabaceae. The record is from RefSeq and is a predicted model, not a curated record.